This is a messenger RNA of Eucalyptus grandis, 1608 nucleotides long. RefSeq names its product homeobox-DDT domain protein RLT2-like. The record is from RefSeq and is a predicted model, not a curated record. The transcript has 4 exons. Lineage: Eukaryota; Viridiplantae; Streptophyta; Magnoliopsida; Myrtales; Myrtaceae. Bases 1013 to 1327 code for a protein of 104 amino acids. Gene Ontology annotation, biological process: regulation of transcription by RNA polymerase II.
CAGCUGCUUCUCUCCCUGUCCUCUGCUCUCUCUGUCUCUCCAUUCUCGCCGACGAGCUCUCUCUCCAUUCUCGACUUCGACGCCCUGCCUCCGACGCCGACGACUCCGCCUCCACAGGUUGCCAGCGACGCCCUCGACUCCGACGCCCUUUCCAGUGAACCGCGACCCCGAUGCCCUCCGGCGCUUGCCUCUCCGUCGCCCCCGACUCCGAUGCCGACGCCGACGCCGACGCAACCUCCGCCUCCGCCGCUGACGCUUCUGCCUCCGCCUCCGCCCCCGACGCCGACGCCCCUUCGCCUCCCUCUCGCGACCUCCGCCUUCGUCCGUGUCUGUUCUAACAGUAUUAUUACUUACUGAUGUGGAGGGAGGAGCAUUGUGGGGUGAAAUUUUGAAGAUUUUGUUGCUUUCUUUUCAUUUUGAGAAGAAUAUAGUUUUUACAACUACAUGAGAGGUACCGUUCAUACUAUUUCAAGUGUUGCAGAUUCAUUAUGCAUCUUGAUUGCUUUUUCACACUUUUUAAUGGAUUGGAUGUUCACUAGCAAAUGGUUGUCAACUACUACUUUGUUCCAUCGAUGCAGAGUGAUUAAGGCUGCAAAGAAUGUCUCGGGACCAACAUUAUCUAACCUCCAGCUUGCUGAAGAAGAGAUUAUUCUUGAUAUAGAUGGCACUGUUCCUCUGCAACCUGUAUUGCAGCACAUUGGUAUCUCAGCUUGGCCUGGCUGCUUCAAGACUUCUCCACCAUGAGUAUCAGUUGCUGCAUGACCAGCCUGCAAGAUGCCAUACCCCCUGGACGGAUUGCCCAAACUCACUAUCUUGAUGUCCCGGUGGAUGGGCCAACUACCAGAGUGUCAUCUAUUCAUGGAAGUGAGAAGCUGCCUAGUGUUGAUGGUGUUCGAGGUCACCGACUGCAAGUAUGCCGUGUCUUGCAAGAAGAUAGAGAGCGAAACAGUUUUUUAUCCCCUCUGAGAGAUGAUCAUUCCCUUCAGCCGAGAGAGUCUUUGUUAACAUUCAAAUGGAUGCUCACCAAGGAACCCAUCCAUUUAUCGGUCAAGAAGAUUCUUCUACGCUGCCUGACAGGACAAUUUUGCAUAAUACUUCUGAUCUGCGUGUCAAGAGAAAACGCAAGGCUGAGGAACGAAUGAGGAAAGAGAUGGAAAGAUUUGAUCGUGAAAGAAGGAAGGAAGAAGAAAGGUUGAUGCGUGAACAGCAGAGAGAGGAUGAGAGAUUGCUACGUGAGCGAAGGCGAGAAUCAAAGCGACGGGAGAAGUAUUUACAGAAAGAAUCUAUUAAGGUGGAGAAAAAGAGACAAAAAGAAGAGCUUCGUUGAGAAAAAGAAGCAGAGAGACGAAAAGCUGCAGUGGAGAAGGCCACUGCUCGCAGAAUUGCCAAGGAAUCCAUGGAGCUUAUGGAGGAUGAACAGCUGGAGCUGAUGGAAUUGGCCGCUGCAAGCAAGGGGUUGCCUUCAAUUGUUAAUCUCGAUCAUGCCACUAUGCAGAACCUUGAGUUGUUCAGCGGUAGCUUUUUUAUAGCGAUUACUAUUAAGACCAAUUUCACUCCAUUGAUUCAUUGAUUGUGUGAUAUUGUUGUUUUAACUAGGAUUCUAUGGUA